AAGGAGGGGGGUGUCGAGGGGGGUUGUGGUUAGAAGGAGCAGUAGCAGCAGCAGCAAGAGAAGAUGCUGAGGAUGCGAACCACGGGAUGGGCGCGCGGCUGGUGCUUGGGCUGUUGUCUCCUUCUGCCACUCUGCUUCAGCCUGGCCACGGCCAAGCAGCUGCUCCGGUACCGGCUGGCUGAGGAGGGCCCCGCCGACGUGCGGAUCGGCAAUGUGGCCUCGGACCUGGGCAUCGUGACCGGCUCCGGCGAGGUGACUUUCAGCCUUGAGUCUGGCUCUGAGUAUCUGAAGAUUGACAACCUCACCGGCGAGCUGAGCACCAGCGAGCGGCGCAUCGACCGAGAGAAGCUUCCCCAAUGUCAGAUGAUCUUCGACGAGAACGAAUGUUUCCUGGACUUCGAGGUGUCGGUGAUAGGGCCCUCGCAGAGCUGGGUGGACCUGUUUGAGGGUCGGGUCAUCGUGCUGGACAUCAACGAUAACACGCCCACCUUCCCGUCGCCGGUACUCACGCUCACGGUGGAGGAGAACCGGCCUGUAGGAACGCUCUACCUGCUGCCCACGGCCACGGAUCGUGACUUUGGUCGCAAUGGCAUCGAGCGCUACGAGCUGCUCCAGGAGCCCGGGGGUGGCAGUGGCAGCGGCGAGGGAAGGCGCUUGGGGCCGGCGGACAGCGCCCCCUACCCAGGGGGCGGCGGGAACAGCGCGAGCGGCGGCGGCUCCGGAGGCUCCAAGCGGCGGCUGGACGCGCCUGAGGGUGGCGGCGGGACUAGCCCCAGUGGCCGAAGCAGUGUGUUCGAGCUGCAGGUGGCAGACACUCCAGACGGCGAGAAGCAACCGCAGCUCAUAGUGAAGGGGGCGCUGGACCGGGAACAGAGAGAUUCCUAUGAGCUGACCCUCCGAGUGCGGGAUGGGGGCGACCCACCUCGAUCCUCGCAGGCCAUCUUGCGGGUGCUUAUCACCGACGUGAAUGACAACAGUCCCCGCUUCGAGAAGAGCGUGUAUGAGGCUGACCUGGCUGAGAACAGCGCUCCGGGCACCCCCAUCCUACAGUUGCGUGCCACCGAUUUGGACGUAGGGGUCAAUGGACAGAUCGAAUAUGUAUUUGGGGCUGCCACCGAGUCGGUGAGACGGCUACUACGCCUGGAUGAAACGUCGGGCUGGCUCAGUGUCUUACACCGUAUCGACCGCGAGGAAGUGAACCAGUUGAGAUUCACAGUAAUGGCCCGUGACCGCGGGCAGCCCCCCAAGACCGAUAAGGCCACCGUGGUUCUCAACAUCAAAGACGAGAACGAUAACGUUCCCUCCAUCGAAAUCCGCAAGAUAGGGCGCAUCCCGCUUAAGGACGGGGUGGCCAACGUGGCCGAAGACGUCCUGGUGGACACCCCCAUCGCCCUGGUACAGGUGUCCGACCGAGACCAAGGCGAGAACGGAGUAGUCACCUGUACCGUAGUCGGAGAUGUGCCUUUCCAGCUUAAGCCAGCCAGCGACACAGAGGGCGAUCAGAACAAGAAAAAGUACUUCCUGCACACAUCGGCCCCACUGGACUAUGAGACCACCCGAGAGUUCAACGUGGUCAUAGUAGCUGUGGACUCCGGUAGCCCCAGCCUCUCCAGCAACAAUUCCUUGGUGGUCAAGGUGGGAGACACCAAUGACAACCCUCCAGUCUUUGGCCAGUCUGUGGUUGAGGUUUACUUUCCAGAGAACAACAUUCCUGGUGAGAGGGUAGCCACGGUGCUGGCGACAGACGCUGACAGCGGGAAGAAUGCAGAGAUCGCCUACUCGCUGGACUCUUCAGUGAUGGGGACUUUUGCCAUCGAUCCCGAUUCUGGGGACAUCCUGGUCAAUACAGUACUGGACCGGGAGCAGACUGACAGGUAUGAGUUUAAAGUUAAUGCCAAAGACAAAGGCAUUCCUGUGCUGCAAGGCAGCACCACGGUGAUUGUACAGGUGGCUGAUAAAAAUGACAAUGACCCUAAGUUUAUGCAGGAUGUCUUUACCUUUUAUGUGAAGGAAAACUUGCAACCCAACAGCCCUGUGGGUAUGGUCACCGUGAUGGAUGCUGACAAGGGACGGAAUGCAGAGAUGAGCCUGUACAUAGAGGAGAACAGUAACAUUUUUUCUAUUGAAAAUGACACAGGGACCAUUUACUCCACAAUGUCUUUUGACAGGGAACAUCAGACUACAUACACUUUCAGAGUGAAGGCUGUGGAUGGGGGAGAUCCUCCCAGGUCGGCCACAGCCACCGUCUCUCUCUUUGUGAUGGAUGAAAAUGACAACGCUCCCACAGUUACCCUUCCCAGAAACAUUUCCUACACGUUGCUGCCACCUUCAAGUAAUGUCAGGACAGUAGUAGCUACAGUGUUGGCAACUGACAGUGAUGAUGGCAUCAAUGCAGACUUGAACUACAGCAUUGUGGGAGGGAAUCCUUUCAAGCUGUUUGAGAUUGAUUCCACCAGUGGUGUGGUUUCCUUAGUGGGAAAACUCACCCAAAAGCAUUAUGGCUUGCACAGGCUGGUUGUGCAAGUGAAUGACAGUGGCCAGCCUUCCCAGUCCACUACGACUUUGGUGCAUGUAUUUGUCAAUGAAAGUGUUUCCAAUUCAACUGUGAUUGACUCUCAGAUAGUCCGAAGUUUGCAUACCCCACUCACCCAGGAUAUAGCUGGUGACCCAAGCUAUGAAAUUAGCAAACAGAGACUCAGUAUUGUCAUUGGGGUGGUUGCUGGCAUUAUGACAGUGAUUCUGAUCAUUUUAAUUGUCAUGAUGGCAAGGUACUGCAGGUCCAAAAGUAAAAAUGGCUACGAAGCUGGUAGAAAGACCAUGAAGGACUUUUUUACACCCCAGCAGCACGACAAAUCUAAAAAGCCUAAAAAGGACAAGAAAAACAAAAAAUCUAAGCAGCCACUCUACAGCAGUAUCGUCACUGUCGAAGCUUCUAAACCAAAUGGACAGAGGUAUGAUAGUGUCAAUGAGAAGCUGUCAGACAGCCCAAGCAUGGGCCGAUACCGAUCUGUUAAUGGUGGGCCUGGCAGUCCCGACCUGGCAAGGCAUUACAAAUCCAGUUCCCCAUUGCCUACUGUCCAGCUUCACCCCCAGUCACCAACUGCAGGGAAAAAACACCAAGCUGUACAAGAUCUACCACCAGCCAACACAUUUGUGGGAGCAGGAGACAACAUUUCAAUUGGAUCAGAUCACUGCUCUGAGUACAGCUGUCAAACCAGUAACAAGUACAGCAAACAGAGCACUAGACAGUAGAUACAUGUUUGCUUAUUUGUUCUUCAGAACAGACUGGGGGAAAC
Arvicanthis niloticus (Nile rat) is the source of this 3296-nucleotide messenger RNA. RefSeq names its product protocadherin-7-like. Gene Ontology annotation, biological process: homophilic cell-cell adhesion. Gene Ontology annotation, molecular function: calcium ion binding. Lineage: Eukaryota; Metazoa; Chordata; Mammalia; Rodentia; Muridae. Gene Ontology annotation, cellular component: plasma membrane. The record is from RefSeq and is a predicted model, not a curated record.